Molecule: messenger RNA, 1222 nt
Organism: Clupea harengus (Atlantic herring)
Lineage: Eukaryota; Metazoa; Chordata; Actinopteri; Clupeiformes; Clupeidae
Gene: trmt1
Product: tRNA (guanine(26)-N(2))-dimethyltransferase-like
Exons: 7
Biological process (GO): tRNA N2-guanine methylation
Cellular component (GO): nucleus
Molecular function (GO): tRNA (guanine) methyltransferase activity; RNA binding; metal ion binding
Source: RefSeq, a predicted model, not a curated record
CCUCAGCUCGGAGGGCCAAUCUGGGCGGAUCCUAUCCAUGAUAUAGAGUUUGUCCAGAAGGUGCUGUCGGCCGUGUCCACAAACCCGUCUCGUUUUGGGACGUCGAAACGCAUCGAGGGCAUGCUCAGCAUGAUGACAGAGGAGCUCCCUGAUGUCCCUCUGUACUACGCGCUGGACCAUCUGUGCAGCACAGUGCACUGUAACACUCCAGCCAUGCUCCAGUUCAGGUCCGCCCUGCUCCACGCAGGCUACAGGGUGUCCAUGUCUCACGCCAGCAGGAACGGCCUGAAGACCGACGCCCCACCCGGCGUGAUCUGGGACCUCCUGCGCUGCUGGGAGAAGGCCAACCCAGUGAAACGGGAGAGGCUGUCCGAGACGAGCCCGGCGUUCCGCAUUCUCUCCACGGAGCCGACUCUGCAGGCUUGCUUUGACGUGCGGGAAGACGCCAAUCCCCAGUCUCGUAAGCGGCACCUGGUGCGCUUCCAGGAGAACCCUCAGGCCAACUGGGGCCCAAAGGCCCGGGCCAAAGACAGUGGUGGGAUAUCCAGUGAGCUCGAGGACAAGAGGAAGUUGUGCCAGAACAAGAGGAAGAACCAGGUCACAGACGCGUCCCAGCUCAAGAACUUCCCCUGCAAGAGGUUCAGGAAGGGCACAUGCACACAUGGAGACAAAUGCUGCUAUUCUCACGAGUCGGCAUCCGAUGAAGCUGAUAAGAUGGAGUGAGGGACACACAAUGGACCACACACACACACACACAAUGGACUACACACACACAAUGGACUACACACACACACACACACACACACACACACACACACACACACGCACCUCUGUAAGGCUGAUCUCAAAGCUAGCAUGGCUCUUCUCAUGGCUACGUUUCCCAGAAUCCUUGACACAGCAAGCGGCAAACAACCAAGUUGAUGUGCUAGCCUUGGCUGCCACUGAGGUAUUCAGCUUGUGUGUCUGCACACCACUGGCAGCACAGCAUUUCAAUUGGAUGUUUGUGUGGAGGACUACACAGUAAGGUGGAGUAAUCGUCAACUCGCAAGCACGUGGUGAAAUGGAGAUGAUACGGAGAGAAAAAGGUCUUUGUGUUGGAUGUAUCCGGAGUUAAACACACAUGUGUUUUUCAUAUGUACAGAUAGGGGAUUGUACUGUUUAAUUUAACUUUCCUGUUUUCAGUUUUCCCCUUUUUAAAUCGGCAAAUAAAAGAUCCCCUUCA